Elgaria multicarinata webbii is the source of this 5282-nucleotide messenger RNA. It is a transcript of the gene KLHL29, whose product is annotated as kelch like family member 29. The record is from RefSeq and is a predicted model, not a curated record. NCBI's taxonomy places the organism in Eukaryota, Metazoa, Chordata, Lepidosauria, Squamata, Anguidae. The transcript is spliced from 13 exons. Bases 156 to 2786 code for a protein of 876 amino acids. Gene Ontology annotation, molecular function: protein binding.
CUGGUUUCACAAAAACUGUCAGCUUUAAAUGUAAGGAAUCUGGAGUCUUGUGGCUACUGUCAUUGCAAGAGAUUGAAGUAAAUACAGAAUCUGGAAACUCUACGGCAACCUCUGGAAAUCCCUCUGAGAAUAGGCGGAAGCCACCUUUGGCCGAGAUGUCUCGGCACCAUAGUCGCUUUGAAAGAGAUUAUCGCACAGGAUGGGAUCGCCGGGAAUGGAGCGCCAAUGGGAACCACGUGAACAGCACUAAUUGUAACAGCACAGUGAACAGCAAUAGCAACAAUAGACCAGGGCUUCUGCCUGUGCCAAUUGUGCCCUCACGAUUACAUGCCCCAGCCACAGUUGCUUGUACCACAGUGAACAGUGAUGUGAUAACCACUCUUGUGGCCAACUCUUCUGCAGCUUCAACAACCAAAACACCUUGCAUUUCCAAGACAGAGAAUCAGCCACAAGGAUUAGCAACCAGCGUAAGGUGGGGACAGACCCCCAUCAAUCAGUCUACACCCUGGGACACAGAUGAGCCACCACCUAAACAGAUGAGGGAAACUGAAAACCCAGGUACAGCUCCAUGGGUUACAACAGUGGCAGCAGGUAGCCAGCCAACUCUUAUAACUCAUUCUUAUGGGAUGACUCAACCUCCGACCUUCAGCCCAGCAGUGAACGUCCAAGCCCCUGUCAUUGGAGUUACACCCUCACUCCCUCCACAUGUUACCCCCCAGCUUCCAUUAAUGCCAGCUCAUUACCAGCUUCAGCAGCAGCCUUCACAGCCUCUGAGUAACAUGGUUGUGAACCUGCAGAGCCAGCCUUUGUACACUAACAGCCAGCCCAUUACUAUGUCUUCUAUGACUGGGGUUGGUCAGGUGACUCACCCAGGCCACAGUGCAGUAGGGAAUGGUCAUAUGACUUGUCCUAUCCUGCCUCCUCCGCCACCUGCUUUGCCUUCAGCUGCCCUACCUAAUAGUGUUCCAGCUACCAAUGGGCAGGCUGCUCCUCAGCUUCCUCCUAACCAGACGAGCAGUCAGGACCACACAAAUGGGAUGCAGAUGCUACGGACUGUUGGCGUGGGGAAAUAUGAGUUCACAGACCCUUGGCAUCCAAAAGAAAUGUUGAAGGAGUUGAACCAGCAGCGCAGAGCGAAAGAGUUUACAGACCUGAAAAUUAUUGUUGAAGGCAAAGAGUUUGAAGUCCACCAAAAUGUUCUAGCUUCCUGCAGCUUGUAUUUCAAGGACCUGAUUAAAAGGUCACCCCGGGACAGUAGCAGAAGCGGUGAGAAGCUGGAAUUGGAAUUAUCAAAUCUCACAGCGGACGUCCUGGAAUUACUGCUGGAAUUUGUUUAUACAGGUUCCUUAGUAAUAGAUUCCGCCAAUGCCAAAACUCUUCUGGAAGCUGCCAGCAAGUUCCAAUUUCAUACAUUCUGCAAAGUCUGUGUGUCUUUUCUGGAAAAACAGUUGACUGCUAGCAACUGCUUAGGAAUAUUAGCCAUGGCUGAAGCAAUGCAGUGCAGCGAGCUAUACAACAUGGCGAAAGCCUACGCACUGCAGAUUUUUCCAGAAGUGGCAAAUCAAGAGGAGAUUCUGAAUAUUUCAAAGGAUGACUUCAUUUCCUACAUGUCCAAUGACAGCCUGAAUACGAAAACGGAAGAGCUGGUUUAUGAAACAGUGAUAAAGUGGAUUAAAAAAGAUGCUGCAAACAGAGCUCAGUACGCUGCUGAGUUGCUGGCAGUGGUCCGCCUACCCUUCAUCCAUCCCAGUUAUCUGCUAAACGUUGUUGACAAUGAGGAGUUGAUAAAGUCUUCGGAGGCCUGCCGGGAUCUAGUGAAUGAAGCGAAGCGUUAUCACAUGCUGCCGCACGCCCGGCAAGAGAUGCAGACUCCAAGAACCCGGCCCAGGCUAUCAGCAGGUGUGGCCGAAGUAAUAGUCCUAGUUGGAGGCCGUCAGAUGAUCGGGAUGAAUCAACGAGCCUUAACAGCAGUAACGUGCUUCAACCCUCAAAGCAACAAAUGGUACCCACUGGCCAGCUUGCCGUUCUACGACCGGGAGUUUUUCAGUGUGGUGAGCGCUGGAGACAAUGUCUACCUCUCAGGUGGCAUGGAGUCUGGAGUCACUCUCUCUGAUGUCUGGUGUUACAUGUCGCUACUUGAUAACUGGAAUCUCGUUUCCCGAAUGACAGUCCCAAGGUGUCGGCACAACAGCCUGGUGUAUGAUGGGAAAAUUUAUACCAUUGGAGGCCUUGGUGUGGCAGGCAACGUUGACCAUGUGGAGAGGUACGACACGAUCACCAAUCAAUGGGAGACGGUUGCUCCUUUGCCAAAGGCCGUGCACUCCGCAGCUGCAACGGUUUGUGGAGGGAAAAUCUAUGUGUUUGGUGGCGUCAAUGAGGCCGGCCGUGCAGCUGGAGUCCUGCAGUCAUAUGUCCCACAGACGAAUGCAUGGAGUUUUAUAGAGUCACCCAUGAUAGAUAACAAAUACGCUCCUGCAGUCACUCUCAAUGGUUUCAUCUUUAUUCUUGGAGGAGCUUAUGCACGAGCGACCACCAUCUAUGACCCAGAAAAAGGCAAUAUUAAAGCAGGUCCCAACAUGAACCACUCCAGGCAGUUCUGCAGUGCUGUGGUUCUUGAUGGAAAAAUUCAUGCCACUGGUGGAAUUGUCAGUAGCGAAGGCCCUGCUCUGGGAAACAUGGAAGCUUAUGACCCCAAGACAAACACAUGGACGCUUCUACCCAAUAUGCCAUGUCCUGUGUUCCGACACGGCUGUGUAGUAAUUAAAAAGUACAUUCAGAGUGGUUGAUGGCCAACAAAAACCUGGAUAUCAAAUUGGCUGUUUCCUGCUGAAAGCAGGCAAGAAAAGAAACUGUCCUGCAGAGAAAAAUCGAGGAAAUGCAACUUGUUAUGAACGUCUUGUCUAAAAUUACGAAUAAUCUCUACAUUGAAUGUAGAAAAUCAUCCUCACCUUUUGGUGAAAAAGGAGCAGAGAGCUCCAUGCUAUGUAUGAUAGUGUGACUUAACACAAGUGUGCCACCAGAUGUCAGAGUGGCACUUGUUUCCAAGGCUUUUGGUCUAUCCAGGUGCAAUAGCAUUUCCCCGUCUGUUGUUCAACUAGGGGGAAAAGAGGAUCUGUGUUAUACUCCUUGAUAGCAAGCUCAGUUAUUGAAACAACGGUGUCGAUUAGGCUUUGCUACUACACAUUAAGCAUUGGGGCUUUAGGAAAUGAAGGUCAAAGUGUCCUUACCACUUUGAUUGCGACGUUUUUGUUUUUAAACCAACAUAUGCUUUUCAAUACCAAUGACCGAGAGAGAACUUACGUUGACAGACUGCAUAGAUUGAGGUCAGUCUUCCAUCAGAGCAAAUGUUUAUUACAGCUCCUUAGAGCAGAGCUAAUAAAGGAUAGAAGUGUGUCUGUCUGUCUACUAGCAUUCCAUGUUCUUUUAAUGAAAAGGUUUUCUGAAGUUGUAUGUGAAUGUGUGGUCGUGGGGGGGGGGGGCGGCUUGUUUCUGCCUUUCUACUGUUUUUCUACUGUAUGAACAAAAUGACAGCUAAGUUUCUGUAAAGCAAGAGGCAUCUAGGAGCUUUUAUUAAACUUUUAUUUAUCUAUUCAAAGUUUAGAAUGAAAAUUCUGUGUUGAGUUUCCAUAUUUUGAGCCAGUUAUUUAAGGCUUUGCCUUGUGUGUUGGGGGGUGAGAUCACCACUGAGUGACAGUCCACUAGCCAGGAUAUAUGCCACUGUCUAUAUUUUUGUCAGAUGAAUCUAAAAAAUCCUAUUUUUUCAGACUCUCUUCCUCUGCCCCCUUCCCUUUUCCAAGGGUACAUGGGAGUCUUAAGGAAACCCUCUCUCCACAAAAGGCUUCAGUAGCUGCUUUUCUAAGAGCAAUGCUUUUGCAGCUUCUCACUAGACAGGUUUAACAACAAUAAUUGAAAAUGCUUUAAGUUAUAUCCUGGUUUAGAGAGAGGGGGCGAGUGUCGGGGCAAAGGUUAUUCUGUAGAGUUGUAAGUAUAUACACAGCAGGGCUAUAUUUUUAUAUGUAUAUUAAAAUAUUGUAUAUUCAGAGAAUUGUGAUGUGAAAAUUUCUUUAUAAAACUGUAAAUGCAGAUCAGAUGAGAGAAAGUUGGGAUAACAGGGUCGCAGUAGUAACAGCAGAUGUAUCCUAUGAUUAACCCUGCACCAUGGAGCUAGCGCUGAUUUUCUUUGCAGCAGCUAGGAAAACAGUAGACACACCUGUCUUUGAUCUUUCACUGAACUUCAUCACAGUGAUUAAAAAGACAGCUGUUCCAUCAGAGGUACAGUAUGCCAGAUUAUGUAGACAUGGGGAAAUCCUAACUUCAUUCAAAUCUUUGCCAAUGAAACCAGUGACAUCAGGACUUUACUCACAAGGGAUGUGAUCUGUGUUAAGUCACUAGCAACUUAAUGGGAGCAACCGCUGCGGCCCUCUGCAGCAUUGCUGCCAAAAACCCACAUUCCCUUCGUAACACUUGGGAAAUUCCACACAUGAAACAUCAUUUUGUACGGUUUCCUGCUCCAGGUCAUUGGCUGAUGCAGGUGGGUGCAAGGAAACUCACAACAUGACGAUCCCUUAAACACUACAGGGUGAGAUUCUGUUUGCGGCAGCACGCCCAUGGCAUAUGUAACUUCUCACUCUUACUCCAGUGCAUAUCCACUGGGAAGCAAGUCUAAUAGAUUUCAAUAUGUCUCUUCCAAAUGCGCUUAGAAUCACAGCCUUACUCUGACUUUUAAGUAGCCAGAGAACUGCAGUCAAUGGCUAGUUGAUUUUGAUACCAAAUGAGUUUUCUUUUAAAUUCGAACGUUUUGGAUAAACAUAGUACAGAUGGCUGGCCAAUCACAUUGAAGUUAUUUUGUUAAGAAUAAAUUUAUACAAAGCAGAUGUUAAUAUGAAAUUUGUAUCUUGCCAUACUUCAAAAGAAAUGUUCAUUUAGGCAGCAAUCAAUAAAAUAAUUGAAAUCUCUCACAUGGACAGUAAUGUUCAAACUUUAUGCAGUUUUAUCUUAUUCUUUGAAGGAAACAAGUCAUGUGAAGUAUUUUUGUCAACCAUGGUGCAAGUGUGAACUUAAAAGAUUGGUGCACAAGUACCUCACUGCCUGGGGCAGGUUGAAUUUUAGCACUGGGGUGUGUCUACCUCCAAAGGAGGUGCUAGCUUGUAAGCCUUGCUAAACAUUCAACAUCUCCAAAUUUAUCUUAUUUCUUCUUUUUCUCACACUGGAGCAAAACUGGCUAUUUCUGUGAAUACUAAAAACACAGGGUUUUCUGUAAUGAUAUUGUAUAUAUGUUUACU